This is a messenger RNA of Thamnophis elegans (Western terrestrial garter snake), 1551 nucleotides long. RefSeq names its product ski oncogene-like. Gene Ontology annotation, cellular component: nucleus. Gene Ontology annotation, molecular function: SMAD binding; RNA polymerase II cis-regulatory region sequence-specific DNA binding; DNA-binding transcription factor activity, RNA polymerase II-specific. NCBI's taxonomy places the organism in Eukaryota, Metazoa, Chordata, Lepidosauria, Squamata, Natricidae. The coding region runs from base 1 to 1317 and encodes 438 amino acids. Gene Ontology annotation, biological process: negative regulation of BMP signaling pathway. The transcript has 7 exons. The record is from RefSeq and is a predicted model, not a curated record.
AUGAUAGUUUUAUUAAUGUAUCUUCGAGAAGUAUUUGGUUUUGGGAAAAGUCAGGUCCCAUCCGAUCCGCUUGUCCCCAAGAAACUCAAAACAGACGAUGCCCUGCAGUCUCCCUUACUUGGGGAUAAGGAGAAGCAGUCCAGCUGGCUACGAUCCUUGUCCAAUUCAUCCAGUAAGAAUAUUGGGUGUCUUCAUCCGCGGCAGCGUCUUUCUGCAUUCCGGCCCUGGUCCCCCGCCGUUUCAGCCAGCGAGAAGGACGUCACCAACCACAUCCCGACAUUAAUUAGAGACAGUUGCUAUUCGUAUAAAAGUUUUGAGAACUCCGUCGCACCCAACGUGGCGCUGGCCCCCCCUCCUCAGCCAAAGAUCGUGAGCAACCCACUGUGCCCCCCGGCUGCCUUGCGGAACGCCGAGCCCCUCAGCAGCCCUCCCCAGCUCCGGAAAAGGAAACACGUCGCCGAACACACAGCUGUGCCCGAACCACCGCCCCCCGCCGCAGCCGUGCCCACCGUCGUCCCUCCCGUCCCUGCCGCGGAAGAAGAGAAGGAAUCUGAAGCCGAGAUAGAAGUGGAAACCCGAGAAGAGUUCACUUCCUCCCUGUCCUCGCUCUCCUCGCCGUCCUUCACCUCUUCGGGUUCAGCCAAGGAUAUGAAUUCCCCCAGCCUGCAAGUCCAGCCCGCCGCUGGCAACGCUGUCUUUGAAGUGUCAAGUCACGCCGAGCCUCAGAACGGGCCCAACGGGCUGGAAGCUGAGCUGGAGCAUCUGAGGCAGGCCUUGGAUGGCGGCCUGGACACCAAAGAAGCCAAAGAGAAAUUCCUCCACGAGGUGGUGAAGAUGAGGGUGAAGCAGGAGGAGAAGCUCAACGCCGCCUUGCAGGCCAAGCGCAGUCUCCACCAGGAGCUGGAGUUCCUCCGCGUGGCCAAGAAAGAGAAGUUGAGGGAGGCAACGGAAGCCAAGCGCAACCUGAGGAAGGAGAUCGAACGCCUCCGGGCAGAGAACGAGAAGAAGAUGAAAGAGGCCAAUGAGUCUCGGAUACGGCUCAAGCGGGAAUUGGAGCAGGCCCGACAGGUCCGGGUAUGCGACAAGGGCUGUGAGGCUGGCCGUCUACGAGCCAAAUACUCAGCCCAGAUCGAAGACCUGCAGGUGAAGCUCCAGCACGCGGAGGCGGACCGAGAACAGCUGCGGGCCGACCUCUUGCACGAGCGCGAGGCGCGCGAGAACUUGGAAAAAGCCGUCAAGGAACUGCAAGAGCAGCUCUGGUCAAAGCAUAACGACCUGCCCAACAGUGCGCACACCCCGAAAGACCCUGAGAACUGAGACCCCACCCCAUCCCACCCCACCUACACACCCCCGGCUCAAGACCGGCGGAAUCCUGCCUGUGGCCCGAGGGCCGAUCCGUGCAUAGUAAGCAAGACUGCGUGGAAGAGGCGUUCCCCAUCCCUAUCCCUGCAUGUGGCUAAAGACCAUGGAUCCAUGGUUCUUAAAUCGGAGGGCAAAUGUUGUUAACUCUUUAAUAACGGAAAGCACUGAAAUUCUGCCUCUUUUUUUUUU